GCCCAGCGCGGCCACUAGCUCCGCGGCCCGGCCCUCGCGCGGGAGCGCAGGCGGCGACAGCGCUGCGUCCGGCCCGGCGGCCCCCGGCUUUCUCCUGCGGCGACGCGGUCCCCGGCUCGCGGAUCCCAAUGCGCCCGCUCGGCCUCGUCUACACUCUGGUCUGCGCAAACUUUUGCAGCUAUCGGGACACUUCUGCAGCUCCGCAGAGCGCAUCAUCCAUCAAAGCUUUGCGCAACGCCAACCUCAGGCGAGAUGAGAGCAAUCACCUCACAGACUUGUACCGAAGACACGAGACCAUCCAGGUGACAGGACACGGCCACGUGCAGAGCCCUCGCUUCCCCAACAGCUACCCCAGGAACCUGCUCCUGACCUGGCAGCUCCAAUCGCAGGAGAAAACCAGAAUACAGCUUGCCUUCGACCACCAGUUUGGCCUGGAGGAGGCCGAAAAUGAUAUCUGUAGGUAUGAUUUUGUGGAAGUUGAAGAUGUAUCUGAAACCAGUACCAUAAUUAGAGGACGCUGGUGUGGGCACAAGGAAGUUCCUCCAAGGAUAACAUCAAGAACGAACCAAAUUAAAAUAACAUUCAAGUCUGAUGACUACUUUGUGGCUAAACCUGGAUUCAAGAUUUAUUAUUCUUUUGUGGAUGAUUUCCAACCCGCAGCAGACUCAGAGACCAACUGGGAGUCAGUCACAAGCUCUGUCUCAGGGGUACCCUAUCACUCUCCAUCAGUAACGGACCCCACCCUCACUGCGGAUGCUCUGGACAAAACAGUCGCAGAAUUUGAUACCGUGGAAGAUCUGCUCAAGCACUUCAAUCCAGAAUCAUGGCAAGAAGAUCUUGAGAAUCUAUAUUUGGAAACCCCCCAUUAUCGAGGCAGGUCCUACCAUGAUAGGAAGUCAAAAGUCGACCUGGACAGGCUCAAUGAGGACGUCAAGCGCUACAGUUGCACUCCCAGGAAUUACUCUGUCAACUUAAGAGAGGAGCUGAAGCUGACGCACGUGGUCUUCUUUCCCCGGUGCCUCCUUGUGCAGCGUUGUGGGGGCAACUGUGGCUGUGGGACCAUCAGCUGGAAAUCCUGCACGUGCAGUUCCGGGAAAACUGUGAAAAAGUAUCAUGAGGUAUUAAAGUUUGAACCUGGCCAUUUCAAGAGGAGGGGCAGAGCGAAGCACAUGGCUCUCGUUGACAUCCAGUUGGAUCACCAUGAGCGCUGUGACUGCAUCUGCAGCUCACGACCACCUCGAUAAAAGAGUGUGCACAUACUGACACUGAGCAUGAAUGAAUCUUUAGUUUACGGAGGGUGUGGUAAGAGACCCUUUUCCCACCAGCAACCGAACUUAACUACUAGCCUGCAAAGCAAUGAAUACAAGUGGUUGCUGAGUUUCAACCUAGCUUUGUUAGCCAUGGCAAGUAGAAAGGUAUAUCAUCAACUUCUGUAUCCCAGAAUAUAGGAUUGCAUUUAAUAAUAGUGUCGGAGAAUAUAUACGUAUACAUACAUAUGUAUAUAUUCUCCAUGUCUAUGUGUAAAUACAUCAAAUGGUUUAUUCAGUGUAUACAACCAGAGCUGACAUAUGGUAGAGUUAUUUAGACCCUUAAAAUCUUUUGACUAAUUCAGGGACAUAUUAAAUACAUGAAACAUGGCCUUGGAAGAUUCAGAAGAUUAUUUUGUUUAUUUUUAAAUUCGAAUCACAAAACAACCUUGGAUCUUGCUCUUUUAAAGAAAACCCAUUGUAUAUUAAAAAACCAAUAAAUUAGCUUUUCUUAUAUAAACAUCUUAAUUAUAAAAAAAAAGGAAAACUAUGGCUUCUGGGAAAAGCACAGAUGAUUUUUCCCAUGGGACACACUAUAUGCUUACCUAUGUAGACAAUAAUUACCUAUCUCCAGAAGCAUGCCAUAAUAAUAUAGAUGCUUUAGAAAUUAAGUCAUUAAGUCUUCUUUUUAUGCAUCUUGCUGAGGCAUGCAAAUUCACGUAACACCUGUCUCAAAAAAAUUUCUCAGAAGGUUUAUUAUUAUAAUCCUCCCAGAGACAAUUUAUUAACUGUAGCAGAAUUUUUAAUUGUUUUAUUCUGAAACUCCUCCACAGAAGUAACUCCUUUUAGAAAAUGGCAUGGGGACUCUGUAUGAGCCUUUCAAAAUAGUGUUGGUUGAAAGAUUUGGGUAGUUGAAAGUAAGAACAGUGAAUGCAGAAAUAUUAACAGAACUGGAAAUCGGAUGGAAUAUUUGAUUGGAUCCGUAUUUAAUAAUGGGUCCAAAACUCUCCAAACUAUGCCAGUUCAUUUUAUGUCUCUUGCUUAUGUGUUCCUGUCUCUUUGCUAUACAAACGUGGAUUUACAAUGGCAUUUAAAUUUGGCAAGAAUCGUGAUUUUUAGACUAAAAGCUUUUGUGUAUUAAAACCACCCGAUGUUAUUGAUGUACAUUCCUAAUUGUACCCUCACUCACCAUUCUGAAUUCCUGUUUCUGAACUAAGUGAAAUCAGAUCUGGGGUCUGUGGUUCUCUCCAGAUCUGUGGAGCUUGUUCUAAGAAGCUGUCCUGCAAGUUACAGGAACACAAAUUUGGCCUCUCUCCACCACUAGAAACCUUGAGUUUGCAUCGGCAGUCAUUCUUGGUAUUUAGGGUCAUUUUCCCUCCCUGGCUCCUCAGUGUCUUUUGGAAAGGAGACGCUCCCGGAGGAGGAGGUGAUUCGUCAUUCUCCGAAGCAAGGCUCUUGGGAGAGAGCACCACUGAAACCCAGAUAGCUCCAGGGCUACUCAGAGAGAGUUCCAGUUUUCCUGCUGCCUUGAAACAAAAAAAGGAGAGACGAUUUCUUGCAUGAGUCUAGGGCCCUAGUGACUAGAACCAGUUUGAGUGAGGGGUGUGUGAUGCGGGCUGGGUAAGCCCUGGGGCUCAGGUGAGGGGUCUAAAUACACUUGGACUUCAAAGCAUGGGCCACGUUCUGCACCGUCCUUCAUGGUAUCCUCCCUUCCUCUCAGCUCUUUGAGAUGAAAGGCCAUUGCUUAUUGAAGAUGGGAAACUUCCCUAGAAGCGCCCAGUGUUCUUACUGCAGGGAGUGAGUGGUUCUUACUGCACGUCCUGGACAGGACGUGUUCAGUUGUCCAGAAUCCCAGAGCACAGUCAGAAAGAGCCGAAGCAGACGCCCUCACUGGCAGGGACCUGCUUGUCCCCUUCACGAGCGCGUGCAAGUUUACCGUGAAGACGGCGUGGGCGCCCAAAUCAAAAUGUGUGUCACCUCACUCUGGCUUGGUGCAGCUCAUGUCGUAGCUGUAAGUAUGAAAAAUUAGAGUGUUCUACCCCAAUUUUCAGUAAACCUUCCAGGCUGCAAUAACGGGGAUGGUUUUCAGUUAAAGCCCUAACUGUACUUUUUAUUUAUUAGCUGAAAUGUAAGCGGGCACAUUCACUCACUUUUCUUUCUUCUUUCCUGAGGGUUUUAUUAAAACGUCUCCCUUGGUUAUCUGUUAUCUAUUGCACUUGCAACAUGUAGCCAAUAAAUCUGUUUCAUUGCCAUCAAAGGAAUAAAAAAGCUCGCCGUACAAAUUACAUUUCAAAACAAACCCUAAUCAAUCCGCAUUUCUGCGUGGCUCACUCACCUGGAAUAAUGCCUUUCAUUCAAUAUGUUCUCAUAGGGCAGAACACUUUCAUAAGUGGAAUUUGUUAUGUUUUUUGUCAUGUCGGUAACACGCGGCUUUUUCCUCUCGCAGCAUUUUUCUAUAGCAAAUGUAAUACGGCUCUUAUCUUCAUGAAAAAUAUAUAUUGCUUUUGAACAAAACUACUCCAUUAUUUAGUUCCCAAUUGCAGUUUUAAAAGGUAUACAGCGUUACGACCUCACUUUCACCAAUGCGUGCAGCUAUUUGGGGUGACAGGAUGGGGUGACAGCUGCGGGCUUGCUUUGAGGAAGUAGGGCCUGCGCGAACCUUGUCCCCUAGCAGCAGGCUUUGGCUCAGUCUGUGUCCCGGAGCUGGGCAGCCAGGCGGGACUUGAGGUCUCGCCGUCUUGUUGUUGCUGUUUGUGCCUCUUUGACUGUUUGCCUGCGGGCCUUUUAAUAAAAUAUAGUCGCCUCUGACAUUCCUCAUCGAGGAGAGUUCACAGGCUGUCUCUUCCUUCGGGGCCUGACAUCAGUACCAUCCCGACUCAUUUCCCUUUUGUCUGCCCUGGAAGUCUUUCUAGAUGGGCCCCCCAGCCGGAGGGGGAGGGCUCCCAGCUCAGGGAGGCCAGUGAGGGGCUGUGAGCCUAUGGACUUUGAUGUACGAUCAGGGGACGCAGAGUGUAAAGAGAGCUCUGCUCACUGCAAGGAUUUGAGCUUUUGCUUGCAGUUUGGUCUUCAUCAUUGUCCUACCUGCGGCUGGACAGGAGCUGCUCGGUGUUGGCUGAAACUCGGCCACUUCGUGGAAUGAGCAGUUUCCGGUUGUUCAGGGAAAGGGAGUAGAGACACGUAUUCUGUGCCAAGAAUCAAUUUUACCAUCGGAAAUACCAGCUAACGUGUGAGUCAAAGUGUGGGUAAGGGACAGGAAGGAAUCAAAUAAUUCUGUGCAUGGUUGUUAAUUCGGAUAACUUGGAUUUUCAUGAUUUUUAUAUAAAAAUCCAAGUUAUCUGAAUAUAUAAUAUAUGUAUACAGUUAUCUGAAUAUAUAAUAUAUGUAUACAGUUAUCUGAAUAUAUAUAUGUAUACAGUUAUCUGAAUAUAUAUAUAUAUAUCUGUAUUUCUGUGUGUGUGUGUAUAUAUACACAGUAUCUUAAUGCAGAUACCUUAAUCAUCUUAUGUUAUUUCUUGAAGUAUACAUGUGUCCAGUUUUACCCUAAGAAUAACUUUACGGAUGUCCAAAUUGUUCAUAUCCUCCCGGGGUCCUCUGGUAGAAUAUUAAAUUAAAAUUCAUAGAUUGGUAUUCAUGCCU
Molecule: messenger RNA, 4883 nt
Organism: Callorhinus ursinus (northern fur seal)
Lineage: Eukaryota; Metazoa; Chordata; Mammalia; Carnivora; Otariidae
Gene: PDGFD
Product: platelet derived growth factor D
Biological process (GO): positive regulation of phosphatidylinositol 3-kinase/protein kinase B signal transduction; positive regulation of cell population proliferation; positive regulation of ERK1 and ERK2 cascade
Cellular component (GO): membrane
Molecular function (GO): platelet-derived growth factor receptor binding; growth factor activity
Source: RefSeq, a predicted model, not a curated record